Molecule: messenger RNA, 1472 nt
Organism: Sinocyclocheilus grahami
Lineage: Eukaryota; Metazoa; Chordata; Actinopteri; Cypriniformes; Cyprinidae
Product: protein FAM110A-like
Exons: 2
Coding region: 315-1472 (385 amino acids)
Source: RefSeq, a predicted model, not a curated record
UCUGGCAAGUUUUACUUUCUCCUUAACACAAACACACGCGUGCACCAUCUGCCUUGAUUUCUUUCUGCUCUCUGACACACAAAAGACAUUACUGACUGAAUCCUGACUCUGUCUUACCUGACUCAAACGUUAGAGUUAAAGAGGAAACCGGUACUGUUGAGUUUCCUGAAACAGUCACAGGUAUUAAAACGUGAAUCCAGUGUCUCCAAUGCAUUAAUGUGGAAGUAUACUCUGCCUGUAAGUCCAUUCAUCUACUUCCAAGCAAACAAGUGGAGAAAAAAAAGAGAAAUAGCUAAAGUUUUUCAUUUCCAAGGAUGUCAACUGGCACUCUCCAGCCAUCUUCACGGAGAAUAAUAAGGCUGGCUGUAACUCCUGGCACUCCAAGUCGCAACCUAGAGUCCAGUUGUCCAGUCAAAUCAUCUCCAGGCAUACGCAAACCAAGUGCGGUGGAACGUUUGGAAGCAGACAAGGCCAAGUACGUCAAGAGCCAACAGGUGGCUUUGAAGAAGCAGCAGCCAGUUAUUUGUCCAUCCAACAACAGCCAAAGUGGACAAGGUGCUCAACAGCCAUCAAGGAAGAUCCCUGCAAGACCUACAAAGUCUGAGACGCCACCUCUUAACCUGGAACAUCUUUGCAAGCUGAUUGAUGGAGUCAGCGAUGCCACCGUUCCAGUUGCAUCUACACAGCCCAACAACAAAGGGAAAGAUGUUACAGAUCCAUGCAAAGCCACCUCUCCAACAGUGGAAGAACCUUCUCUGGGCUUGACUUCAGCAAGUCAAGGAAAAGCUCCAGAAGCUUUAGGGGCGAGCGGAUGUCCUACCAUGACAGUGCGGAGAGUCGACGUCAGGCCGCAGUUACCUCAGAUGAGGAUGGCCGGUAGACCACAGCUACAGAACCGGCCACCGGUGCAACAGACCACACCUCAGGUCCCAAUACAACUUCUGCGCUUUCUUAGACCGUACACACAACCAAAUCAGCAGGUGAUUGAUUUCAAAAGGCUCCAUAAUGCCACACAAACAAAUGCCACCCGAGGACCUAUUAAACCACCAAACUGUGCUGUGCAAACCUCACCUUCUUCCAAAUCCCCAACUAGCCCACCUCUACCCCUCUCCAUAAAACCAAUCACAGAACCAUUAUCUUGUCCCUCACCGACCCCGCUUACUCCAAACUCCAUUGCUUCGCUCAAAAAUGACUUCCAGUCCCCGCCAUCUCCAGCCAUCACUUGCCACUCCUCAACAAGCUCCAGGAAGCGUCCUUCCCUGACACGCUCAAAAUCUGACGUCAGCGACUGCUUUUCACGAGCAGGAGCAGAACUUGAGCGCUUCUUUAAUUAUUGUGGCCUUGACCCAUCGGAUUUAGAGGAGCUAGCGAGACCGCAUUCUGACAUCGUGUCUGUUUCACGUCUACGUAGCCCAAUAAUGGUUGCCGGCCAUUUUGCAUUGGCAACAGAGAAAGACAAGAGACCUCUGUAA